AUGCGCGCUCAGCUCCGCAUCCCGCCGCUUUCUCGGGCUGGGGGGAAACAAAGCUGGGACCGGGGAUCUGUCACAGGCCGCGUCCCGGCGCCAGCCGCCGAGCUGGAAGCUGAGGCGAGCGCGAUCAUCCCCGACCAUUUUAAGCAGCGGAGACCCUGUUCGGAGCCAGCGCUCUUGGCUAAGUUUAGCAAGGCAGCCGCGCACGCCGCGCCUCAUGAGCAGCCCCCGAACCCUCUGCGGGGCAGCCAGCGGGCUCCUACCCAUCCUUCUUCCAGCCGCGGCUGCCUCCGGCCCGGGCACGAACGGCGCCCGGCUUCCUCCUCUCACGAGGAGAGGCAGGUGGAUGUCGGGAGGUGGAAAAGGAAGGGACGAGGAGACAGGAGCGGCCGCGGGCAGCAGGGGGCCGGGUGCCGGCAGCAGAAGCGGCCGGAGCCUGCCCGGGCCAGAGCAGCGACCUGUCCACUGCGGGCGCUCUCCUCCGGAGCCUUCGGUUCCCAGAAUGACCCAAAGGACGACAAACACACGGGAAGAGCAGGCACAAGGAGAGGAACGAACGAGAGAAAGAGUUUUGCUCAGGCAUCAUCACUACAGGGAGCCUGCCAGCACUGCUGGGUGCACAGGACAUCUUGCACACCAAACUCCAGUCAGUCACCUCUGAUGGCUUUUGAAUUCCUGUGCCAGAAACCCUUGGAAGACAUCAUGAGAGAGAGAAUUAACUGCACGGGUCCUUUGUGGCUAUCUCUUCAAACAAAGUGCCUUCGGAAAGGCACAUGACUAUCACAGUAAAAUGGUCUGUGUGGUUGGUGUUUCAGGAAGCAGGCAACUCAGAGCAAAUUAUAUGGUGGUGGUCUCUGUCCUGGCAAAAUUGACCAAGAACGACCUUGAUGAAGGGCCUAGUGUUAAGGAGUUGUGAGCUGUCCCCUCAUGAGGAAGCCUUGUUGGCACUCAUACUGAACAGUCACGUCCUGUGCAACGGAGUGCAAAGCAUGCAGGAGAGAGAGAGAAGCCCAAGCUCCAUAAGACAGAGACAAAAGAUCAAAAGCAGUGAAGAAAUUAUGGUAAAGCAAUUAACAUCAGUCUGUUUGUUCACUAUUUUGUACACGUCUGUCUUCUGGUAGCUGAAGAGCAGUUUUGCCCUUUCAUCUCAAUUGACCAGUGGCCCUGAAGGUGGCUUUCACAAACCCCCAAAGUGACCACAGUAUGAAAAAUCUGCACAAUUAACUGGAGAUUAAAGAGAGCUAGAACUGACCCAUUUUGAUGAAGGGGAUCGAAGAGCGUGCCAGAGAAACUGGAGGUAACAGCCAGUGCCCCAGCUUAUUCAGAUCAGAGAAGUGCAGGAACAAAUAGUUCCAGCACGGUUAUCCUCACAAAGAGAAGUGGGGAGCAGUGGAGAGAGGUGCGUGGUGAGGAGGAAAGACAUUUCAAUGCUCCCUUUCCUUUUGUCAUCUCAACUUGGUAACACCUUAUGUAACUGGUUCUUUUUUUUUUAAAUUGUGGGACUGUAAAAGUUUCCUGACUGUAAAAUUGUAAGAAUAAGAAGUACUUGUGAUCUUCUUGAAAUAUUUUUCUUUUUAGCUGAAAAAAAAGGAUAUAUACAAAAAAGUCUGUACUAGAACAGCAAGUUAAAGCUUUUUCAAUAGAGAGUCAGGUUAUUUCUUUUUCCUAAUGUAAUAAAAGGUGCGACUAAACCAGUGAUAUCACAAUUCCUGCAUGUUGAAAUAGUUACUAAGAAUAACUUUUUCUUUUCAGCUGAGCUUGAGCUGAGAAUCUGAUCUGGAAGAACAUUGCAGGGUUAAACUGGACAGGUUUGUUGCUAAUCUGAAGACACAAACAGAAGAAAUCAGGAGGACUCAAGGCAGCAUCAGACCUCACCUCAUUGAGAGCAGGAGGCAUGUUCUUUACCUCCUGUUUGCAAUGGACAAAGUGUGAGCUGACAUACCUCUUGUAGGAGCAGGAACUUGUUUGCAUGUACAGCUUAACUUU
This is a messenger RNA of Corapipo altera (White-ruffed manakin), 1983 nucleotides long. RefSeq lists its product as uncharacterized. The record is from RefSeq and is a predicted model, not a curated record. NCBI's taxonomy places the organism in Eukaryota, Metazoa, Chordata, Aves, Passeriformes, Pipridae. The transcript is spliced from 5 exons. Bases 1 to 774 code for a protein of 257 amino acids.